UAACAAAUGAUCGCUGGAUAAUCACUCUCAUCAAAAUUUUAAUUUUAUUAUUUUGUUGUGGGUGGCCGUACCUCCAGUUUUCAUUGCUUAGCUGUUGAUUUUUGUCCAGACUUCGCAGUACAAUUUGAUAUUCGCCGAGAGCGUAUAUUAAUUUGUCCUUUUUGGUUGCCUAUAACGUGGACAUCCCUACUUUCCUUAAUGGCACCACAAGAUACUGCUUCUGGUGUUGAAAUACCCCAGAGAACUUCUGGUCUACUGCGGGAUCAGGUUCAGCUAAUAAAAAGAAAGGAUUCUGAUCGCUAUGAAAUUGUCUCCAUCCCAGAUUCUCUCUCAUUUGAGAAAGGCUUCUUCAUAGUUAUUCGUGCAUGCCAAUUGCUGGCUCAAAAGAAUGAUGGGAUAAUAUUAGUAGGAGUCGCUGGACCCUCUGGAGCUGGGAAGACUGUUUUCACUGAGAAGGUCCUCAGCUUCAUGCCAAGCGUUGCUGUCAUAACAAUGGACGACUAUAAUGAUUCUAGUCGAAUCAUAGAUGGCAACUUUGAUGACCCUCGGCUGACAGAUUAUGAUACAUUGCUCGAAAAUAUACGGGGUCUCAAAGCUGGCAAGCCAGUUCAGGUUCCAAUAUAUGAUUUCAAGUCUAGCUCUCGCAUAGGCUACAGGACGGUUGAAGUCCCUAGCUCCCGUAUCGUCAUAAUAGAAGGCAUCUAUGCCUUGAGUGAAAAGUUACGUCCUUUGCUGGAUCUUCGGGUGUCUGUCACUGGAGGAGUACACUUCGACCUUGUCAAGCGGGUCUUGCGGGAUAUUCAACGUGCUGGUCAAGAGCCUGAAGAAAUAAUUCAACAAAUUUCUGAAACGGUAUACCCGAUGUAUAAAGCCUUUAUUGAGCCAGAUCUCCAAACAGCACAUAUUAAAAUCAUAAACAAGUUUAAUCCAUUCUCUGGAUUCCAGAAUCCCACCUACAUAUUGAAGUCAGCAAAGGCUGUGACAGAGGAUCAAAUCAAAGCCGUUAUUGCUGCAGAGCAUACUGAAACCAGGGAGGAAACGUAUGACAUAUAUCUUCUACCACCUGGGGAAGAUCCUGAAGCAUGUCAAUCAUACUUGAGGAUGAGAAACCGGGAUGGAAAGUACAAUCUUAUGUUUGAGGAAUGGGUUACAGACAGUCCAUUCAUAAUAUCUCCUAGAAUUACUUUUGAGGUUAGUGUACGCCUUCUGGGAGGGCUGAUGGCCUUGGGGUACACAAUUGCGGCUAUCCUGAAAAGAAACAGCCAUAUCUUUCAUGAUGACAAAGUCUCCAUAAAAACUGAUUGGUUGGAACAACUAAAUCGCCUAUAUGUUCAGGUGCAAGGGAGAGAUAGAAACUAUGUUAAAUCUGUGGCUGAGAAGCUGGAGUUGGAUGGUUCUUAUGUUCCUCGCACCUACAUUGAACAAAUUCAGCUGGAGAAGCUUAUAAAUGAUGUGAUGGCAUUGCCAGAUGAUCUGAAGACCAAACUCAGUCUAGACGAUGAUGUGGUUUUGAGCCCCAAAGAAGCCCUUUCCAGAGCUUCUGCAGAUAGGAGAAUGAAGUACCUAAAUCGCAAUUUCUCCCACUCAUUUUCAAGUCAAAGAGACAAGAGUCUAUCUAAGUUGACUAGAUUAGCUAUAAAUAACCGAAGAUUUGAUGGACGUGCUCUAGAAUCACCUGCAGCAAUCGCAAACCAAGGAGUCAUUACACAACUUUCUGAUCAAAUUUCUACGUUAAAUGAGAGAAUGGAUGAGUUCACAUCCCGUAUUGAAGAGCUGAAUUCUAAAUUUGCAAACAGAAAAGUAUCCGCCAGUCAGCAGAACUUGGCUUUACAGGCUGAAGCUUGCAAUGGCUCGGGACCCACUUCCCUCUUCCUUACUGGGUUGGGUAAUGGUUCGUUGCUGCCUAAUUCUUCAUCAUCUUCCCAACUGGCGAGGGAGUCCCCACUGAUGGAAGAGGUUGUACUUAUUGCACGAGGACAACGUCAAAUCAUGCAUCAACUAGAUAGUCUGAGCAAUCUUUUGCAUGAAUAUUGCGGAGAAAGAGCACGUCUAGGAAGGGUAAACCAAGCAAGUAGGAUGCCUGAUGUUGACUUCGCCAUCCCGCUUUUUCUGACCGUGGCAAUUGGAGCUGCUGGCGUCUUUUUGUUCAAGGGCUUUACAUCCCAUAAAUAACAUGUCCUUCUGCGAAACAAUUUGUGAACACCAUCGCCCUUUCCUGGAGUUUUGCUGGACAAUUGACCGGACAUUAGUGACAAGAGGCAAACAUUAAUUCCAACCUUAUAUGAAGUAAUAUCGGAUGGCCAAUGGCCAGUAGAAUUUGAAUGAUGUGUGCUUUUCCAAUACAAGCAUAUGUACAUCUGCUUUCCCGUCCCACCAUACCAAUAUCCUUGGUGGGAAUGCUGAGCUGACUAUAACUUGUAGCCUUUUGUUGUUAUUAUAUAUCAUGCAGAUUGGAAAGGCCAUCGGAUGUAAUGGAAAGCAGCUUGAUUUCUCUGGCUU
Molecule: messenger RNA, 2499 nt
Organism: Neltuma alba
Lineage: Eukaryota; Viridiplantae; Streptophyta; Magnoliopsida; Fabales; Fabaceae
Product: inorganic pyrophosphatase TTM1
Exons: 12
Coding region: 199-2172 (657 amino acids)
Molecular function (GO): ATP binding; kinase activity
Source: RefSeq, a predicted model, not a curated record